AUGGCGAGAAAAGCAUUGACGAGAGUUGUAAUCGUUGGCGCGGGUCCUGUGGGCUUGUUAACUGCUUUGAUGCUCGGGAGGUGCGGAGUCGAGGUCGAUGUCCUGGAGGCCGCAUUGGAGAUCGAUGCGCGCCCGAGAGGAGCUGCUUAUGGACCUCCAGCAGUCAGCGUCCUCAGACGUGCCGGUGUUAUCGACAAAGUUCUCGCGGCUGGGAUGCAAGCCAAUGGAAUGUGCUGGAGACAGCUUGGAGGGAGCUAUAUCACUGGCAUAGAAGGACCGAACGACCCUAGCGCCACUGAUCGAACCGUCAUCCUACCUGUCCACCUUCUAGCUGGGAUACUGAAUGACGAGGCGAAGGUCCUAAACAAUGUGAACAUUCACUGGGGCCAUAAAUUCAUCAGCUUGAAUCAAGAUGAGUCGAAGGUGACUAUUCAAGCCGAAUCCAAUGGUGAUAUGAAAUCGUUCCAUGCCGACUUUGCCGUUGGUUGUGAUGGUGCUCGAAGUUCGGUCAGAAAAGCACUCUUCAAUGAUUCCUUUCCUGGCCAUACGUGGGAUAUUCAGCUCGUAGCAACGAAUAUCCGGUACGAUGGCUUCGAAAAGCAUGGAUGGUCAGACGUGCAGUGGAUUAUUCAUCCUGACCAUUGGGCCUUGGCCUGCAGACUAGAUAAAAAGGGCCUGUGGCGAGUUGCUUAUGGUGAGCCGGCUGGAAUGAAUGAAGCCGAACUGCGGCGAAGGCUGGCUGCGAAAUUUGAGACCAUCCUUCCCGGCAACCCAAAACCAGGGGAAUACGAAUUGUCGAGAUGGAGUCCUUUCGUAAUGCAUCAAAGAUGCGUAGAAAGGAUGCGAGUGGGCAGAGUACUGCUUGCUGGCGACGCGGCUCAUCUAUGCAACCCAAUGGGCGGCCUCGGCCUGACUGGAGGGAUCGCUGACGUUGGAAGCCUUGUAGACUGCCUACAAGGCAUUCAUGGAGGUAGGGCUGGCCUCAAGAUUCUCGACAUUUAUGACGAGAAGAGGCGCGAAAUAUACCACAAUCUCAUCGACCCAAUGUCGUCAAGUAACUUGAAACGUGUGAUUCAAGAUGGGUCGACGGCUCUAGAGAAAGAUCCGAUUCUGCAAUACAUUAGCUUCGCCUCGAAAGAGCCAGCUGAGGCCGCUAACCUCUUUCAUAUGCAAGAUGCGCUCACUGCGGACUUGACUAGAUUCUACGACUUGAGUUGA
This is a messenger RNA of Exophiala oligosperma, 1218 nucleotides long. RefSeq lists its product as uncharacterized. NCBI's taxonomy places the organism in Eukaryota, Fungi, Ascomycota, Eurotiomycetes, Chaetothyriales, Herpotrichiellaceae. The record is from RefSeq and is a predicted model, not a curated record. Gene Ontology annotation, molecular function: FAD binding. Bases 1 to 1218 code for a protein of 405 amino acids. The transcript has 6 exons.